Molecule: messenger RNA, 1022 nt
Organism: Miniopterus natalensis
Lineage: Eukaryota; Metazoa; Chordata; Mammalia; Chiroptera; Miniopteridae
Gene: KCNK17
Product: potassium two pore domain channel subfamily K member 17
Biological process (GO): potassium ion transmembrane transport; stabilization of membrane potential
Cellular component (GO): plasma membrane
Molecular function (GO): potassium ion leak channel activity; outward rectifier potassium channel activity
Source: RefSeq, a predicted model, not a curated record
CGGCCCGGCCGCCCCGUCUGUCCACCAUGUGCAGACCGCGAGCCCGCGCGGCGUCGGGGGGCAGGGCCCAGCGCUGCGCGGUGCCAGGCACGGUGCUCCUGCUGCUCGCCUACUUGGCUUACCUGGGCCUGGGCACCGGCGUGUUCUGGAUGCUGGAGAGCCCCGCGGCGCGGGACUCCAAGGCGAGAUUCCAGCGCGACAAGUGGGCGCUGCUGCGCAACUUCACGUGUCUGGACGGCCCGGCGCUGGACUCGAUGAUCCGGGGCAUCAUCCAAGCCUACCAAAGUGGGGACAUCAUCCUCGGCAACACCACCAGCAUGGGGCGCUGGGAGAUCAUGGGCUCCUUCUUCUUUUCCGUGUCCACCAUCACCACCAUUGGCUACGGCAACCUGAGUCCCCGCACGAUGGCCGCCCGCCUCUUCUGCAUCUUCUUUGCUCUGGUGGGGAUCCCCCUCAACCUCGUGAUGCUCAACCACCUGGGGCACCUCAUGCAGCGGGGUGUGCACCGCUGUGCCCGCAGGCUGGGGGGAACCUGGCAGGACCCAGCCAAGGCCCGCUGGCUGGCGGGCUCCGGCGCCCUCCUCUCGGGCCUCCUGGUCUUCCUGCUGCUGCCCCCGCUGCUCUUCUCCCACAUGGAGGGCUGGAGCUACGUGGAGGGCUUCUACUUCGCCUUCAUCACGCUCAGCACCGUGGGCUUCGGCGACUACGUGAUUGGGAUGGACCCCUCUCGGAGUUACCCGCUGUGGUACAAGAACACAGUGUCCCUGUGGAUCCUCUUUGGGAUGGCGUGGCUGGCCCUGAUCAUCAAACUGAUCCUCUCCCUGAUGGAGACCCCAGGGAGAUCGCACUGCUGCUACCGCCACAGCUCCAAGGGGGAUCUCAAGCCCCGAAGCUGGAGGCAGGGCCCAGAUGGAGAGGCAGAGCCCCGCUCCCCACAGCCGGGCUUUCCGGAGGGGCCUGCGGGGGCCACGCAGCAUUCGGCACCCUCCGCUCAGGUCUCCUGCUGUGGAAAGGACAGCUAG